Molecule: messenger RNA, 2147 nt
Organism: Thamnophis sirtalis
Lineage: Eukaryota; Metazoa; Chordata; Lepidosauria; Squamata; Natricidae
Source: RefSeq, a predicted model, not a curated record
UGGCCCUUUCGUGGAGGAGGCAGUCGUCCUGCAGGGGGAAGUGACUCGAAGCCGAGUCGUCCCAUCGGUGGCCGCCUUUCCCUCUAUGCGGAUCAAUGGGACGAGAUCACAUUGGAUGCUUGGGUCCGAGCCACGGUUCAUCACGGUCUCAGGUGCCAUACUAGGCAGAUCAGAAACACAGGAAUGCAUCUUCUACAAUGCUAAUUGGGAAAAUGAUAAGACAAAUCGUAGUGGCAUUGAACUGUGCUAUGGUGACAAAGAUAAAAGAAGACACUGCUUUGCAACAUGGAAGAAUAUCUCUGGAUCUAUUGAAAUUGUGAAAAAGGGUUGCUGGUUGGAUGAUAUUAAUUGUUAUGACAGAACUGACUGUAUAGAAAAGAAAGAUAGCCCUGAAGUGUUUUUCUGCUGCUGUGAGGGCAACAUGUGCAAUGAACAUUUUUUCUACUUUCCAGAGAUGGAGGUCACACAACCAUGCCUUUCAUAUAAUGAUAGAGGACCCUGGACCACCACCUCCAUCACCAUUGAUGGGCCUAAAGCCAUUGCAGUUACUAGAGAUCAAAGCUAGAGGAAGAUUUGGCUGUGUCUGGAAAGCUCAGUUGUUAAAUGAAUACGUUGCUGUGAAAAUAUUCCCAGUGCAGGAUAAAGAAUCAUGGCAAAAUGAAUAUGAAAUAUACAGCUUGCCAGGAAUGAAGCAUGAAAAUAUACUGCAGUUCAUUGGUGCUGAGAAACGAGGCACUAGUAUUGAUGUUGACUUGUGGCUAAUAACAGCGUUUCAUGAAAAGGGUUCACUUACUGACUUCCUGAAGGCUAAUAUAGUUUCAUGGAAUGAACUCUGUCAUAUAGCUGAAACUAUGGCAAGAGGUUUGGCUUACCUUCAUGAAGAUAUCCCUGGUCUAAAAGAAGGGCAUAAACCAGCUAUAUCCCACAGGGACAUCAAGAGCAAAAAUGUGUUAUUGAAAAAUAAUCUUACGGCAUGUAUCGCUGAUUUUGGACUUGCUUUAAAAUUUGAGGCUGGGAAGUCAGCUGGUGAUACCCAUGGUCAAGUUGGUACCCGAAGAUACAUGGCUCCUGAAGUAUUAGAAGGUGCUAUAAACUUCCAGCGAGAUGCAUUUUUGAGAAUAGACAUGUAUGCAAUGGGAUUAGUACUGUGGGAAUUGGCAUCACGAUGUACAGCAUCAGAUGGACCCGUGGAUGAGUAUAUGUUACCUUUUGAGGAAGAAGUGGGUCAGCAUCCUUCUCUGGAAGAUAUGCAGGAGGUUGUGGUACAUAAAAAGAAGAGGCCUGUUCUGAGAGAGUGUUGGCAGAAACAUGCUGGAAUGGCAAUGCUCUGUGAAACAAUAGAAGAGUGUUGGGAUCAUGAUGCAGAAGCUUGAUUAUCAGCAGGCUGCAUAGAGGAAAGGUUUAUCCAAAUGAAAAGACUAACAAACAUCAUAACAACAGAAGACAUUGUGACUGUGGUCACCAUGGUGACAAAUGUGGAUUUUCCUCCCAAAGAAUCUAGUCUAUGAUAGUAGCAGCGGUCACUCUUCUUGACCAAUAAGACUCAGCACUGGAACUGCCAAGUCAACUGGCCUAUUUCUGGUCAGUAAUUUUCAGCAUGAAAUAAUGGUAAGUCCGUCUCUGAAGUGUCAGUUGGAAGAUUCCUCUUUGUUCUUCUCCAGACUUGGAUCCAGAAGACGUACUGCAUAUGCCGGAGAAAAUGGCAAGAUAAUGUUAAACGUACCUGAAGAACAUGGACCUAUCUCGGCUUAUCAGACAUUUAAAAAACUGACAUUGUAUUUCUUAACAUGUCAGACUAAUUCCUUAAAAUGAACUACAGCUAUUUUUUUUAAAAUCAGACAUUUCAUUUCAGAUUUAAGAAAAAGGGUAACUUGUUUUUAUUGCAUUUGCUGUUGUGUUUAUAUAAAUGACUAUUGUAAUGCCAAUAUGACACAGCUUGUGAAUGUUUAGUGUGCUGCUGUUCUAUGUAAUCAAAGUGGGAUCUAGCAAAAAGGCUUCCAAGCAUUACUUAACCUCCCUCAACAAGGUAUACCUCAGUUCCACCUAUGCUAAAUUGAAUUGACAACACUAAUAAAACUGAAAUAAUAAAUUGAUCCAGAUUUUGUAAAUGAUGCAUUAAAAAAAAUCCAUGGUGUAUUUUUUAAAGG